Molecule: messenger RNA, 1112 nt
Organism: Nilaparvata lugens (brown planthopper)
Lineage: Eukaryota; Metazoa; Arthropoda; Insecta; Hemiptera; Delphacidae
Exons: 5
Coding region: 436-966 (176 amino acids)
Source: RefSeq, a predicted model, not a curated record
UUUUCAGAUAUUGAUCGAGCCUGAUAGAAGUCGUGUAUAUGAAGCGAUUCACAAUAAUUGUAAGAGUUCAAACAGAAAUUAAUUAUUCUUUUCUGUUUUACAACUAAGAUCAAUAAAUACAGAUUUUUGAAAGAAAUAAAUUCCAAUAAUUGUUUUUAUUUACUCUGAUUUUGAUUCUACUGGUAACACACAAGUUACACUUCAACUAAACCUUAUUAUUCUACUAACUCUUAUAAAUUGAUAAGAUUGGUUCCACCAUAAUGCGAAGCACGGGUGCCCUGCUAGUACGUGUAUAAAGACGUGGAGGCAGACCUUCAAUCCUUGGGUGUAAGAAGAUGGAGACAUCGAGCACAGGACAGAGAUUCAUGGAAAAGGCUUGUGGAGGAAGCCAAUGCUCUUCAAGGGUCAUAGAGUCAAUGAGUAGUAGUAAUUGGAAUGAGGUUAUCAAUGUUGAUCAUGACAGUCUCAAUGCAAUUACAUGGAUAUGUAAGCAUGCCCUCGCAUGCUAACAUCACAAAACGACAGACUGACUGCGAGUCCAGCCUGGAAUGUGCUUCACAGGAGGAAUGGUGUGUGCACGGCAAAUGCGAGAACCCAUGUGCGAGCCCCAUGGACUGUCAGUCGUGGUCACAAGGUGGCGGAUACUGUGUGGCACUGUCUGCAACCGGUUUCUGCCGGUUUUUUACUGUUGAAUUGGACGAAAUCUACUCAGCUGAAGGAACUCCCAAGAUGAAAACCGGCUUGAAGGAAGAAGGUUCCUAUUGCUCAUGGACAGAUGAUUGUGCACCUCACCUGUAUUGCCAUACUAAUCACAAGUGCAUUGAUCCCUGUGAACAUCUUGUUAUGUGCACUUCUGAUGGAUCAGACGAUAACCCAGGGUUUGUGGUUCCCAAACUCAAUAGCGAGUAUCAACCCAGUGAGAAGUAUCGCUGUGUAGUCGAGAAUUAUGAUGUAGGUUGUCACUAAUAAUAAUUAGUGGUUUAAUGAAAAUGUACCUGCUACAAACUCUUGUGAAUGUUGUCUAUCAAUUCAUGAGUCAAUCAUCAAGCAAAUAGCUUCCAUGAAUAUGAACAGUGAAUAGUUAAUAGAAUGAAAAAUAUACUUGUUUUUCC